AUGGGCUUGAAGGACAAGCUGGGGAUCGCUCUCCUCAAAAGGAAACUCAAGAAAAAAGGGUCGUCCAGCGGCGGCGAAAGCGACGGCGACGAAACGGAUGGCAAGGUUUUCUGAAGAGGAAGGUCCAAAAGGUGUCAAGUUGAGAGUUUGAAAAUUUCCGGAGAGGUACUUCAAGGCCUGUCAGAAAUGGUAAAUGACCUGAUAACGCAAAUUAAUUAGCUUUUGUAAGGUUCUGUAUAGGGAGAAAGAUACAUUGACUUGUGAAGGUCAUGUUUGAAAUCAUCUCAUUUCUGGUUAACCAUGGUAAACGCGUUCAUCACUUUUUUUCAGCUUCAGUGAAUCAAAUUUUAGAUGUCAUAUCGAUAAGUUGUACAUAGUUAAUAAUUAAUUAAUUAUUUUACUCAAACUAUCUGCAGUCCGAAGAUUUUUACGUAUAGCCAAUGAGGCGCUGUAUCUUUUCUUAUCUUGUCAAUACUUUUUUCGAUGACUCAAUUUAGCCAUGAAUCAGCUAAAGCUUCCAGCAAAGUCUUAUCGAAUUCUCAACUCUCCACCUUUUGUACUACCUUCGUAAAAGAGAGAUAAAAGAACUAAAAUAUGGUCUCAGCCAUCGACGGCUUCCACGACGUCCGGCGACGAAACGGCCUCCUCCUCAAAUCCAUUGAAGCGAAUUUUCCGUUCAAAAAAAGAUUCCGAAUCUGGUACUUCCAAAGAUGAAACAAAUAUUUCUCCAGUUUGUUUCCAUUUCAAGUUGGAGGCUUUUUGCGCAAUUUUUUUUGUGACAACUGUGUAGAUUACUUUUUUGAAAGAACAGGAAAGACAAAACCUUUUCUUCGUUAUUUUGCUAGGAAGUAUUUUUUUGAGAAAGGCGAUUUGCUCUGAAGAAAACAGAAAAAUUUGUUUCAAGAACCCUGUUAACUACUAAUAAGUUAUCUACUAACAUGGUUUUAAAAAAAACUUUCGAUGUUCCGGGAAAUAUUCAGAUGUUCUCUUGAAUAGUGUUUUCGAAUUUUCAAAAACUUUUGAAAAGGUAAUCUUCAGCUGUUGCAAAACUUUGCACUAAAAUCCUCCGUCAAAAAUAUUAGUUUAUGAGGAAAAGGAGAUUUUUAGGACGAAGACGUCUUGGGAGACAAUGAAGAAGAAACGUUUGUAGUGGCGAAAGAUGCCAACUUUGGAAUGAAAAAAUACACGGAUACGGACAAACCCGCCACCUGGAAUGUUUGACCUUCAUCCUAACAGAAGCUGAAUCGGACGUCUUUGAAGGUCCUUGUGCGAGUAAUCGAGGCGCGCGACGUCGACUCGGGAGCUUUGCGGGUUCGUGCCGUCGUCGAUGGCCGCCAGAAGGCCACGAGGACGGUCACUCAAGUGACGCCUAAAUGGAAGCAAAACUUGCUGUUCACCGAGAAAAAUAUCAGCUUGGAAAAGCUCGCCUCCCAAAUGCUUACGUUGAAGGUGAAGAUUACCAAGCAAUUUUAUCUAAACUCAAAGAGAGAACUGUAAAAAAUUUUAGUUUUAACUGCGAGUUGGGAAAAUAUUUUUCAUUGGUUGAACUUUCUCCUAGAGCUGAAAUAAAUCUCCUUCCUGAGAAAGCAUGUACCUAAAAUCGACCUCUAGAAGGAAAUCGAUUUUUUAUGGGCAUAGAUCUAAAAAAAAAAAUCGAAAAAUCUGGUUUUGGUGGUCCUAGCCUAAUCAGAAAAUCUCAGUGACCAAAAUAAAAUGGAUUUAGUUGACACGAGCAACGCGUCUGGGCGAAACUGUCCUCGGACGAUUCUCGUGCCAUCUUUCUGCCAUUAUCCAUACUUCGGAUCGUUCAAUCAUCGGCAAAUGGGUCGCUCUAUCGGAGCCGACCGAUGACGAAGAGCACGACGACGUCAUCUAUGAAACUUGCGGCUUUUUGAAGGUUCCAUCCAUUCAGAUCCAUAUCUUCCAACUCUUCCUCAGGUCUCCAUCUGUAUUUACCGGAUCGAUGAGUCUCCUCCCAAUUUGAUCGAUAACGACGGAUCUGAGGAGAUUUGGAGCGGGGCUCAGAUUGUCAGCUACACUUUGAAAGUCGGUCUUGUUGAGGAAAGAGCGAAAAUUCGAGAAAAAGUUAUAAAAACCAUUUGAGUUUGUAAAGAGAUAGUUUUUUUUUUGUCACGCAACACAGCGUUGGAGAAUAAUAGUUUUAAAAAUGUUCUAAAUUUGAAUUAGAUUUAAUUUAAACUUUUUUUUCCUUUUUUAGUCGCAGUUUUCAAAGGAUUUACGUUUAAAAUAGGAAUUUUUGAAUACGCGCAAAACCCCUUCAAAUCGUAAUGAAAGUUUGAAAAAGUGAUAAUUUUUUUUACUCUUUACCGGAACCUGAACUUUCAAAUUAUUGUUCUUCUAAUUCACAAUAAAACGAUAGUGUUUUUUUCAAGAAGCGUUUGCAAGUUGUAUUAAAAACAUUGUUCUGAAUUGAUAUUUUCAGCAUUUUUUUCAGAAAAAUUUUUCAGAACAAGAUUUUUCUUAAAAAGUACGUUAACACGGUAUCUGCGUCUAAAAAAAUAUCAAACCUAAAUUAAUUCUCGAAAAAAAGAAGUCUUGAAAAGAAUCAGUUAAUCUCUUCUUUUUGAUGGUUUCUCAUCUUCUCAGAUCACUGGACUGAAUUUUCCAAACUCCAUUCCCUCGUUUUCCACUUUUACUGAACAUUUCCGGUCCGAAAAAAAUUACCCAAAGAUAUUUCCAGAUUCGCCUGUUUCGUCUCUGCCACGUUAGCGACCAAGUCGUCGACUUGGUCCGGGAAACGAACAAAAAGAAGAAACGAAAAGAUCAAUACAACUUUUUCGUCUCUGCAAGUUUUUCUGAGAAUCCCAGAAAAAUGAGGAAUAACUUAAGGUGCGUUGCGGGGAUCAGGUGACUGAGACGACGGCUGAACCCUUGCUGUCGUUGAUCGACGAUGACGUUCUCACGGAUGACGUCACUUUUGAGCAGGAACUAUAUCUGCCCAUCCAGUGGCCUACGGUCAUUUCCAAGGUUUCCUGAAAGUUUCAAAUACUCUAUCAACUUCGCAUUGUUUCAGAUUACCUUUGACUUGUUCCUAAAACGAGGACGGAAGAGGCGGUACAUUGGACAGGUUUUUUGGAUUUUCAUCUUCCAAUUUGUUUUUUCCUAGGCGAUCAUCCCGUUGAGAUCGAUUUACGAGCCAGGCGAAGCUGGAUUCUUACCGACGUUUGGACCAUCGUUUUUGAAUUUUUUCGGUCUCGAAGCGUUUUCCAAAGUGAAAUGGCGAGCCAAAGGCCGACAAGUCGAUACGGAAGAUGCUGGCAGCAAGUGAGGAUUUCUUGAGAUUCAGAAGAUUUCGAAGAAUUUUGAAAUGUUCCCAAGAAUUCCACACCCAAUAGUUUGAAAUCCAAAAAAUAAGGACCACUUGAGUGGAAAAGCCUGUUGCAGCUGUAUCUUCCACUAAAUUUUUGGUUUUUAAAAAAUUCUCGUAAUUUUUCGAAAACGUCAUUUAAACUUUCCAUUUAGAUUUGUCCACAUAACUUAUAUUUUUCGAUUUUUCGGAAUAAUUUUUUUCUAAUUUUUUUAAAAAUUUUUUUGGACAACAGCAAUUUUCAUAUGGAUUUUCUUGGUGUCAAAGAAAUUUUUCGUACUCCAGAUCAAAAUAAAUUAAAAAUUGAAAAAGAGGAACCUUCUUGAAGAUUAUAUAAUUUUCACCUUUUUUUGAAACGAUGUGAGUCCUGAUAUUUUUAAUAUGAAACGAUUCAUUGUCACAUUUCCGCAGAGUCAUCAUUUAAGGAGUCAUUUGAGGUAUCUGGCACGACUUCUGGUCGCUGUGGACUGCGUCGAAUACAUGGGAGAAUCGACGGCGCGAAGCUUCCUUGACCAUAGUUCUCUCCUGCAAGCCGCCGAGUUCGAGGUCUCCUUCGAACAUAAGGAUGAGAAUCACUCCAACUGCAACCAUUUUUGCAGAAAAACCAGGCGAGAUACGUCUUGAACUGCUCGCUGCAGUUCUGCAACAUGAUCAACCCGCUUUUCGCCUCGGACAACGUCCAGUUCAUGGUGUCCGUCGGCGAUUUCGGCAGCACCGGCGCCGAAAAACGAGAAAAUUCGAGCUCCGCCCUUGGGGUUGGACUUGAGAAGAUAUUUUCGACUCACGAAGAAAUAUGUCCAGGCGAUGCCGAACUACGACGGAUGCAAGUAUUUCACGAUGCCUUGGGGCAACAUGAGGCCAAUGAUCGAGGUGUUGUGUCUUUUCGAAGACGUCGAGGACCGGAUCCGCAGGGCCAACGCUUUGAUGAAGGUAUUUUCGAACGAAAGAGUUUUGAAAGUCUGAAAAGGGAAGAAAGUUGUUUUUUCAACCAAAAAAAAAUUGAAGAAAACUGUCGAAUUCUGGUGAAGCAACCCAAAUAACUAUCCUCGUUAGGGCUUCCUGAUUUACUGAUUUUUUUUUUGUUUUGGCUCAAGUUUGACUCGUUGAGAUGACGUACAUGCUGGACGCGACGGCGUCGACGAUCCAAGGGCUCGGCGAAGGGUCCGGCGACAGAGCCGCCUCGCUCUACCGAGAAGCUCUGGACGACCUCGAGAGAAUCGUUGAGCGCGUCUACGAUCAUCAGAAGUAGAGUUUCGAGAUCUCCUCAUACCUGACUCUUUUCAUUCCAGUCCUUCUUCCUUCACUACCCAUCUUGACGAGAAUCUCCAGCUGGUCCGACGGAAGAUUCUUGACAAGGUUUUAUUAUCUGAACAUGUGUCAUAGAUAUAAAGUUUGAGAGAAAGUGGAACAUAAAAUGAAAAAAAGGGUUGAAUAAAGAUACCAUGAAUAGUUUACUUUGAAUCUGAAGUUAAUCUCAAAAGUUGGGGAAAUUUUCGUUGAAAGAAUUUACUGUAAAAUUUUUCUCUAUGGUGAAGAGAGAAAACUGAAAAUAAUGGAACCGAUCUCUUUCUCCAGUCCAAAAAGAAAGUUGUCUUUUUUUUCAAUUUUAAGCCUUUUUUACUUUUUUACACCCUCGCGCAGAUUCAAAACAACUGUCUAUUUACUGGUCUCCUCUAGAAAACACUUUGUGCUCACAUUAUUCCUGGUUACCUUUGAUUACAGCUGAAAUCUGAAAUCACGGAAGUCCGAUACGAUGUCGCCUUCCAUCACACGAAUGUCUUUGCCAAAGUCUUGAGGAUGUUGACCAGAAUGCGACAGACCGUUUCCGAGUUGGCCCAGGAUGUUCAGGUCCUCAGAGAGAUAAAAUAUCCCUAGAGAAACCAACUUUUAGAUCUCACUACCCAGUAUAACCGUGAAGAUGAUCUCGAACAAAAAGCUCAUCGGUUAUGUCAAAAUUCCUGUCCAAGAGGUCUUCAGCGCUGAACGAGACGCUUUUUCGGGACAAUGGUGCGGCAGAGUUAGAGCCAUCAAACUGAACUGGCCCGCUUCUUUUGAUCGGAAACAUCGUCGCGAACAGGUAUACUGUAGGCUAGAAAGGAUGAGUGGUCACUGGAGACUUUUAGGAUUUCUUACUUUUGAGAAGUUUUUAGAACUCGAAGCUUCUAUGACCCUGCAUGGGUUCUUAGCUCUUAAUUGGCGUUCCAAAUUCUUGUCACGGCUCUUCGAUUCAAGAUUAUGGAAAAAAAAAAGAGUUUUACUCAAACUUUUAGAGUUAAACGCCCCAUAUUUAGGCAGAUUAGCAACGUAAAUGUUUGAAGCGGCGAAUAGCAACAGAAAUGUAGUAAUGAAGAUUUAUUUGACUGAAAAAAAGGGGUUCAAAAGUCUAACGGAUGAGUAUCAAUGUCUAAAUCCAGAGAAUUGUUGAAUUCUGUUCAAAUUUCAACUUUCAUUCAAUUUUCAAUCUCAUCCUUCUUUCUGAACACUCACCCACCCUUGCAGUUUCCUGCGGUUCUACACUUGAAAAUGUGGUUUGGGUGCCGUUCGAGGACGGUCAAAUGGCAAGAAGCCAUCGAACCAGCUGAACCGAAGUCCUUCGUAGAAGUAUUCCAGUCGGAGGUUUCGAAGACAACAAGAAUCUCCUCAAGUAUUCAUUCAAGAGGAAAACGAAGAUCGCCCGUCAGUGGAAGCCGGCGCCGAAACCUUAUUUAGAUGAGGACAGCGAGGACGUCGGUCACCUGAUCGCCGGCAUCUCUGGCUACAAGUUUGUUGUGAGUUGUGCUGCAUAUUAUCGUCGAUUUAUUUGUUUAUCAUGAAGGGAAACUGGAUUCUGCAAAACACACACGACAUGUGGAUGGCGCAGACGUCGGGAAGGCCGACCAUCGACGACAAGGCGCUCGAAGUCGAGAUUCGCAACUCUGACAAGAAGUUGGGAGAGUUCGAUUCUCAGAAAUCGGAUAUUUUAUUUCCCAAACAAAAUAGCCCCAAAUAAUAUGACAAAGUCAGUAAAGUGAAUUUUUUCAACACAAAUACAUCUGAAAAGAUCCACAAUUAUAGAUUUUAUCUCUUAUUUUUCAAAUUUCCCUGGAGAACUUUAGAAACGGCUGUAGCCUCUCUAAAACUUCAUUAUUCUCUACUCGCAGACCUUAUCAUUGAAAAAAAGAUUUUUCAAAACUAUUUGUACCAACUUUUUUUGAGACUAUUUUUUUUACGAGUACAAUCACUUUACCAUCUUCCCAAGUUUACUUUUUUUUUUUUUUUGAAUUUUUUUUGAUUUCCGUAGCAAAAAGAAUGAAUCAAAAAUAGUUUUAAGACGUGAAUUUCAAAAAUGAAUCGAGGUUUCAGAAAAAAAGGGAAAAAACGAAGCAGCGACAUGUAAAUACUUUUUUCAUAUUUUUAUUUUCGUAUACGUAUACGAAAAAUAAUAAUAUGAAAAAAGCAUGUGAAUUUUCAAAGUUUUUCAUCAAAAGCUAGGUGAUUCCAAAGAUUUUUUUUUUUUGCAGAUGGGCGUUCUACAAGUACACGGAGUACUUUGGCAGCGAGCUGACGGCGGCGCAAAUGUCGCAGGCUCAGUCCGGCUGGGAAUACACCAGCAAAUGGAUGGUGGAUCCGCAUCGGAACGUCGGCGGCAAGGACGGAUGGGUCUAUUCGGUGACCGGAAAGUUCUGGGACCCGAGCAAGGCCGUCGACCGUGAGGAGCGUCCUGAACACAAAUACCGUCGACGGUUCAUUCGUCGCACCCGACGCGCCACUGCUUACGCCACAGAUCAUGAGGACAUUGAGAAGUUCCAGCAGUCGUUGGGAGACACCAAAUGGGAGGUUAAUCAGUGAAGCCUCGAGAGUUUGAGACAAACUUUUUUUCUAGUACGCGCCGAAAAAGAACUACGCCUAUCAUGAUUUGGAGAAGUCUUCGGAUUCUCUUCGGAGACGUCGUCUCUUGGUUGAAGUCGAACUUGAUCGGUGCGGAUGCUUUUGAAGAAAAAAAGUCUUACCAUAUGUUGGGAACCUUCUUGAAAUCCUUAGACAAACUAAUUUCUCUCAUUCGAAUUUCAUUUCUUAACUCUCAUAGACUUCAUUUUUUAUGAUUAUGAAAAGAUUUAGUUGAAUUAUUAGAAUGAUAAGAAACUUAUUUUUUCUUCAUUGCACCAUGUUUGCGUUUGACCUCGAGCUCUACGUCGAAAAAUCGCAUCGCGUACGCAACGCUUUACCCCUGCCACUACCCAUAUCGCCUUUCGAGUCGGGAAAAAUUGACAAUAAGCCUUUCAAACACUCCAGAAAAGAGCUUAUGAACGAAUUGAGUUAUCCUUUUUUAGCAAGGCCGAACAGCUGGAUUUGGUGGCCUCGCGUCGGUUGCAGCGUCUCUAUGAAGCACAUUUACUCACCACGAAAUGGCAACUCCGCUGCUACAUCAUGUGGGCCAAAGACCUGCUCCCGAUCGUCAAGAACUCGUCGCACGCCUUCGUCCGCAUCUUCUUCUGCCAUCACGCCAAGCAGACGCUCAUCGUGGAGAAUUCCCAGAAUCCCAUCUGGAACGAGACGAUUGUCUUCGAAUCGGUCGGAUUACUUCUUCACAGUUCUUAGAACGGACUUUUUUCAGAUUCUCAUUCCUGGAAGCAUCCGAGAAAUCAUGACCUAUCCACCGGUGAUUCAUGUCGAAGUUCGUGGAGAGCGAUCAAAUGACACUGAGGUAACAGGGGAAAAAAAAAUUAAAUUUUUGUCAAGCUGUGAAGUUUGGGAAACAGUUUUUUUCCAACAUGUCUUACACCCCUUGGUUGAGUCGCGGCAGGGAGCGAACUUGUAACCUGUGGACCGUAGAAAGACCCACAAACUGUUGCGCUACGGCGCGCCUUUUUUGUGACCUAAAAUUAUCAUAACUUUAGAAAAAUCUUCUCUUGAAAACCACUGAAACAAAACCAUAAAAUAGUAGCUUUUAAAUGUUGAGCAUGAUAUUUUUUAAGUUUUCAUCUUUACUGCGGACUUUUAAAUUCUAAAAACGCACAUAAAGUAAUUUCAAAGUUUCAGAAACGGUAGAGGCAAGGGUGUGUUGAAACUUAGCAGUUUAUUUUCAGAUAAAAAUUUGCAAAAAAAGGAGAUUGAGUAGCCUUUUUUCCAAAUCUUUUGAAUUUAAACUCAUUAUAUUACCUUUAGGAGGUUAAAAUAAUUUUUAUUAUUGUCAAAACUACCUCCCUGAGCUUAGGAUUAAUUUCUACUCAGAAUAGGUAAAUUUUUUAAAGUCAGCCUCUCUCCUGUACAGCGAGUUAUGUAUUUGCCCACAUAAGCUCGUUUUAUUUUAUCAUUUUUUCGUUUGAUUUACUUUUUUUCUCCACUUAGGUCAACUUGGGCCGUUUCGAAGUCUCGCCGCACGUAAUCACGUCGUCGUCGGAUCCUCGGUCAUCUCCUCAAUGGUAUCCACUCAGAUUCCAUAAGAAUCACACCAGGUUUCUCUAUAACCUUUCUUUUUUGAUACCCUCCACACUUUCCAGAGGAUCAGUUUUGGCUUGUUUUGAACUAUUUCAAGCUGGAAAGAACGACGAUGUCCCGAGCAUGCCACGGUCCAAGAAAAGCACCAAAUCGUUAGUCUCGAAUCUUCUUGGCAAAAUAAAUAUCAAUUUUAAGCUCUGGACGGUUUGAUAUUCCGGCCGAUCUUCGACCAGACUUUUCCAAGUACACGGUUCAGUUUUUGUGCUGGGGAGUCAGAAACUUGGGUCGGUAUCAGGUUCAGCGAGUCUAGGACUUUUUGGAAGUUCUGAACAUCUUCCAGUUGCUCUCGGUGUGUCGGCCGUUUGUCGAAGUGACGAUUGGGGAAUGCGAACUUUCGUUGGAACCUUUGAAAAACGUCAACAAAGAUCCGAAUUUUCCUGAGCCGAUGAUCAGCUUCCCGGAGGUUUUAUAAUGAAAAAAAAAUUCGGUGACUGUUGAAAUCGGAGAAAGUUUUUAUUAAAUUAAAUCAUAUAUUUGAAUGUUAGAAGUGCUCGUUAAUAUUGUGAUCUGUGGAAUUGGUAUUAAAUAGGUAAAUUUCAAAUAUUUUAUCUUUGGUUGGGGAAGAUUCAUCAAUCGUUUUUAAGGACAAUUUUUAGAGAAAUUAUCAAAUCAAACAGGAUGGAGAAAAUCAAUUUUUUUUCUUAGAAGUUUCAACAUCAACUGCUUUUUCAACCAUUCUGCGAAUAAUCAACCCAUUUUCCCAAUAGGUAUCUCUGCCAACGGCGCUGGACUUUUCUCCGCCCCUUGUGGUGAGUCUCUACGACAAACGAGCCUUCAAUCGUCGGCCUCUGAUCGGCGUCUGCCUCAUUUCCGACUUCAGCAAGUACAUCCGAAAACAAAUUUCCAAAGUUUUUGUGUUCCACUUCCUUUCCUACAAGUAUUUUCUCAGAAAGAAAACGAAACGGCCCACAAUUGGGAUGAGUACGACGAAAAUAUGGCGCAAGAUGACAAAUACGAAUCGUCGAUUAGACGCUGCAGAUCGCUGAGACAGGUUGAUUCUGGGGUUGCUUGAGAGUUCUGCUCAGAGUUUGGGGCUUCUUCAGUAUUCACUCAGAAGGAUCUGAGCUCAAAGGAAAAUAGAGCCUAGGAAUAUUAGCUCACAAACAUUUCUAAAUUUCAGCCCCUAGUUUCUUUCUUUUUUCCUUUACUCACUUAAAUUUUUCAUAUUUUCUGACAUUCCAAUAUUUUAAAUAACAUUACAAAAGAAUAAAAUCAAAAAAGAAACAUAUUGGAGAAAUAGUUUGAAUAAGUGAUUAAUGUUACUUGCACAAUUUACAAAAACUUCGUCGCGCACUAAGCUGAAAGAUCCGAACAGAGUUCUCUGAGCUGAGCUUUUUUUUUCCUAUGAGCUCAGGUUUCUUGGGCUUAUUUUUUAGCUGUUCUGUUGUCUGCAAUGAUAGGCUGAAGAUGUUUUUUCUAGGAAGGUAUGCCGAACUUGGACUGGUGGAGCAAGUAUUACGCCUCGAUGGGACAGGUUCAGAGGGCUCCUGGAUACGAAGAGUCUCUCUUUUAUCACGUUCUUCUUGAAAAAACUGCUUUUCAGGUGCGGCAUGGAAUAUCUCCGCGUGCUCAAAGGAUCAUUGGAGGAAGAAGGCUGCUACAAUCAUUUCGGCGACUUUUUGGACACGUUCACUUUUGUGAGAAGCACCAAAGGCGACUUUGAUGAUCCCGAGGAAAAAGAGAAGAUGGGAGAGUUGAAGGCGAGGCUUCUGAUCAUGAGGAAUGAUACUAAGGAGGAACACGGUUUCGUCAUCCGCCUUUUUAGUUCUAAUUUCGUUUUUUAGAAGUUUUUGACCCGCCUGGUGUCGAAUUUGUCGGUCCUGUCGAGUGUCUGGUUCGGGUUUACGUUAUCGAAGCCGAAGGUCUUGUAGCGACCAGGAAAAGCGGCAUCUGCGAUCCGUAUUUGGUGGUUCGCUGUGGAAAGCAGAAGGUUUGUAUGAUUAUUAUACGAAAUCUUAUUCAAGACUUCAAAGAAACGCUGAAUAAGGUUUUUUCAAGGUCUAACCAAAAAGUUGUCAAAUUGUUUUUCAAUACACGUUUAUAUAUCACGAAAAAAACAACUUGUGGAAAGUUUCUGUUUAUUUGAACAGUGGCUCACGAAUCACUAAUCAAUUUCUGUAUCAUGUAGCGAAACCCAAAAACAUGAAAAUCUCUCCAAAAUCCUCGCAAUUCUUUCUUUUCUCAAGUUAUGAUUCAUUUCAGGUUUCUCUCUGAGUUUUUUUUUCCUUUUCAGAAGAACAUGAAAAAGAACUACCGAGCAGACACGACUGAUCCAGUUUUCGGGGAGAUGAUUGAAAUGAAAGUAACUGUUCCGGUUGAGAAGGAUUUGGUCAUUUCCGUGAUGGACAAACGACGCUUGCUGGCUGGUUCACUGAUAUUGAACAAGAAAUAUAGAAAAUAACUGAAAUUGAAGACGAAGAGUUGGGAAAGACGAAGAUCGACCUGGAGAAUCGGCUUUUGACGCGUUGGCGCGCGACUGCUGGCCUCAGUCGACAAUACACGGUCCAUGGCGAUCUUCCCUGGCGAGACCAACUCACUCCGUUGAUGACCCUCCAGCGGUUGGACCUGCAGCCGAGCUUCUGAAACUUUUAUUUUGUCAGCUACUGCAUCCGAAUGCUGCUUUCUCCGCCCAAAGUCCUACACAGAAAGAUCAAAAACGCGAAAGAACAGGAAGAAACGGAAAGAGGACUCUCUGUUCUCGGCGUCGAAUUUUGGCACUCCGAUGUCGUCGCCAGUUUAGAACGGUAUCAGCAUUUCGUACUCAAUAAAAUCUAGUGUCCCAAGAGGAAUGGCUCGAUGCUUCAAAUCCAUACUUUCUCCUUUUGGAAGAUGUGCUAGUAAUUUUUCAAACCUGCUCUUAUGUUGCAUCUGGUACCGUUGGAAUGUCUUUUCUGUUUCGCUGACGCAUAAUUUAAAGCUUGGAAGUUUUUUUUAAACUGUCGAAAGUCGCUUCCUUGUCGGACACGCCUUCAUAGAAACCCCUGCACAAUCGUUUUGCGUUCAUCCCUUCCCUUUGAUUUCUGGACUUUCUCAACAGUUUACUUCAAAUACUUUCCAGAGAAGAAAAGGAACUUGUGGAGAAUCAACGAUGUGCAGCUGGAAAAGAAGAAGGCUCAGAAGAGGAGGAAAAGCUGGAAAAGUCGGCUCGUGCCUACGCUGAGGUUUUCUAUACCUGAAUAUACCUUCAGUCCAAAUUUUGAGAACGAAGAGGAGAGGAAACUGCAGAAUUGGGAAGUCAUCGAAAUGGAACGUUCUGGGCAAAAAGUAGAUUAAUUAAAGGGGCCUUUAAUAAUUCAAAUUCAGAAAGAUAAGGGCCAAAUGACCCAGAAGACGCUGGAGUUUGCUCGCCACCAGAAUCGACGCAAUGUCAUGGGCUCACAAUUGCAGACUGUCGCUCUGUAUGUUUUGCAUCAGGUAACGUCCAAAAUGAAAUAAAGACACCAAAUUUUUAAACUAGAUGGAUCUCGUGCCGGAACACGUGGAGACGAGAGUCCUGCAGGCGUCGAUGAGCGGAGCAUCUCAAUGUGGAAAACUGAAGCUUUUCGUUGAUUUGUUUCCGGUUAGAUUAAUUUUCAUAAAUUCAAAAUUUUCAAUCAACUUAAAGAAUUCGUCGUUGAAAAAAAUCUUAAAAAUAGCUGAAAAAAUUUUCCUGUAUACCACUUGAACUAGUCAUCGUAGACUUCGUCAAAAAAAAAAAAGAAAAAUUGUUUCAAAGAGUUGUGAAUGAAAUAUUUGACCUCCUUUUUUUAUUUGAUGAACGUUUAUUAGGUUUAAAACUUGAUUUUUUUUUGGCAUUUUUUAAGUCCGAACUCCAGACUGAAGAGUGAAGAACACCGAACUUUGUUCUUGCCCAUUUUCGUUCCUCCAACAUUUUUCAUAAUUGUAUUCCUUUUGUUACAGCUGAGCUUCGGUCCGGUACCUCCGCCGUUGGACAUUUCGCCCCGACAGCCGGAAAAGUACCAGUUACGAGUCGCCAUUUUGAAUGUUUCCAACGCGAUUCCAGUCAAACGCAGUUUCGGCGACCCUGUACAAAUCAUUUUUGCAUUCGAGAUCCAUUUACAUCAUUUAGGUUGGUGACCUCUACGUCAAAGUUUUUGUCAAUGGGAUGUUGAAAAGCGAGAAAACCGAUGUUCACUACAGGUGUUGACAAUUAUUCUAUCUGAAAGUCCAAGGUUUGUCGUAGGUCCCUGGAUGGCUGCGGCGAAUUCAACUGGAGGAUAUUGCUCAAUAUUGACUACAAUCCGUGGGAGAAAAAGGUUGUCGCCAAGACGAAGACGCGAUUUUUCAGGUUCAUUGAGUCGGAAUUGUACCGGUAAUUCUAAAAUUUAGAAAGGCGCGAGAAGAUUUGGUGGAUCCCUUGAUAAUUAUUCAGCUCUGGGACAAGAACCGAUUCAAAAAGGACAAGCUACUUGGCGAAAUCGAGCUCGAUUUGACUCGUUUCAUGGGUAUAGACGUUGUAUGAGGGGCAUAGAAAAAUUUUGCGAAGUUUUUUUCUUUCAUGAUGAACCUCAAAAAAGUUUUUUUGAUAAUGUUGUGGACAAAGCCUGUAAAAAAUGGCCAACAAUGUUCAUAAAAAAAAUUAGAAAAAUCCGAAAAAAUGGAGAAUCGCCAUCAAGUUCUGUAAGAAUAUAGGGAUGCUCAAGUUAAAAGUUUUUUUUUAUCCAAUUUAGUUAAUUAUUCGCUAAUUAUAAUUAGACCCCUCAACCUUGUGAUUACGAGAAGCUGAACAAUAUUUUUUUUCUUGAUAGAGAAGUUGAUUUUUCGAUUUUUAUAAUCAUGAAAUUUAUCACAAAUUACCUUAUCAGCAAUUUAUUAAUACAAGUUUGCGGUUAUCAUGCAAAAAACUACAUACAUUGAGCUAAUCUCAUUCAAAAGAACCUUUGCGAGCUGAGUUCCUUUAUUGACUGCAACUUCAGAUUUCAGAAGGAAUCAAUGAACCUGAGGACAUUGGCAUUUUUGCAAAGAAGGAUCGAAAGCGCUGGUGCGGAAAGUGCUGCUCGAGAAGGAACUGCCUCGUCAAGUGAUGCUCUCUCAAGGGAAAACUUGAAGUCUGACUUUUCCAGGUGUUGCACCUGUCUUUUCACCUGCACGGUGAUGAGCUGUGCCGCGCUUUGCUGCUGUUGCUGCUACAAGCGCAAAAAGAAGAAGGAAGUGAAGCCGUUUCCGAAGCCGCCGGUUUCCCACCCCAAACUUUAUAGAGAACGUCAAGACUGUUUUUAGAAGUACGUCGUCGCGCCGGAAGAUGUCGGAUACUUGUCCAUGUUUGAGACGCAGUCGAUCUGGGGCUGGUGGCCGAUGCUCACGUCCAAAUCGCCUGUAUGUAGUUUGGUUUCGGCUUGAUUUCAAUACGAGUCGGUGAAAUGGUUUUCCUCAAAAUGCUAGUCUUCCUACUAAUAUUUUUUGGCCUUCUUUCUGAAUCGCUCAAAUCUCUCAUCGAAAAAACAUUCUUUUACAUUUGAAGCAAAAAAAAAAAUUUGACGAAAGAUAAGUUGAAAGUUCAUUGAAAAAUAUUUCGUUGGAGGGCCUCUAUGACAAGAAAAGAAAUCGGAAAUUUUACGGUCUGCCCGGUUCGGUUAAACACGGGUUUGCAUAUAAGAGUUUUUUUUUAUCCUCUCCUCGAGCUCCCAAAGCUAAACAUGGUUUUGAAAAAGAAAUGAUAACUUGAGUAUUAUUUUUUUGAUGUAAUUUCUCAACAUUCUUCAUAAAAUGUGCUACAGCCUGAACAAAGCUGAUUUGCUUUCAGUUCAUUGACUAAUACUUGAGCAUUCAGGGAACAGACGCGGUGGGAGCGAAAAAGAAAGACGACGAUCUUGAAGAAGAUCAGCAGUACGUGAUGGGACUCGUCGAGAUGGAGAUGAUGCUCGUGACGUCAGAGGAGGCGAAAGUCGACCCAGUCGGUCGCAAAAGAAAGAAGCCCAACCACGUCAGGCCAUUUCCUCCCUAAUUCAAAAACCGAUUUUGAAUCAUGAUUUGAGAUUCAGAAACUUUAUCGGAUUUAAAACUCCAAUAAUCUUCUCCGAUUUUUAAAUAAUAGAAAUUAUUUUCCAUGUUUAGAGUCCAUAUCUGGAGGCGCCUCAUCGUUCGGCUUGGAACGCAUUCUGGUUCACUUCGAGGUUUUUUUUUUCGACAAAACGGUUUUUAAUAUUUGAAAAAUGACCAGAGUUCGACCUUGCGCUCGAUGGUUCUGGAAAAAGUUUGGCUGCGCCCUACUCGUUUGGGUUCUCAUCAUUUUGCUCAUUUUCUUCUUCAUCUACGCCAUUUUCACCAAUUGGCCACUCAUCGUCCUCCAGAUCUUCAAGUGA
Molecule: messenger RNA, 15108 nt
Organism: Caenorhabditis auriculariae
Lineage: Eukaryota; Metazoa; Nematoda; Chromadorea; Rhabditida; Rhabditidae
Source: the annotation of a GenBank genome assembly